Molecule: messenger RNA, 1746 nt
Organism: Penicillium malachiteum
Lineage: Eukaryota; Fungi; Ascomycota; Eurotiomycetes; Eurotiales; Aspergillaceae
Product: vWA domain-containing protein
Exons: 4
Coding region: 1-1746 (581 amino acids)
Source: RefSeq, a predicted model, not a curated record
AUGUCGGAUCCCUAUCGACAGGGCUAUCCUCGGUACGGUAGCUCACCAGCUCAACAAAACCAGCCAUAUCAUACACCUUCUCCGGCCGCGACACCUUACGCCAGACCUCCUCCGCAACAGCCUUCCCCUUACCCCGCAUCGGGUCAGCAAGGUCAGCAGGGUUAUGCACGUCCUCCACCACCGCCGCCUCAAGGUCAGCCCUACGGAUCUUCGGGAUCGGCAUACCCUGGACAACAACCUCCUUAUCCUGGGCAACAACAACAAUAUACUCCAUACAAUGGACAGCAACAGCAACCCGCGUACCCUGGACAGACUCCCCCUUAUCCAGGACAACAGCCUGUGCAACAACCAUCCUGGACGCGUGAUCAGCCACAACAGCAGCCGACCCCGCAGCCUUACCCUGGACAACAGCCUGCCUAUAAUCAAGGCGCGUACCCUCCUCAGGGUUCUCCAUACCCCGGACAGGGUCGUCCUGGACCUGCUCCCGGUCCUGGCGGACAGUAUGGUGCCCCCGGCGGCGGUCCUCCUUCCCAGGCAGCCCCGCCUACCCCACAGCAAGUUUCAGCAUAUCGCCAGCUGUUGAUCGACACGAUUCAAGAGAAGCAAAUCCAGAGCUUCUACCCACCUGAGCGCCUGGACCGUCUUGUUCAGUCCUUGGCAAGUGAGGCCCCAGUCAAGCUUCAAAGAUUGAUCCAGGAAUGGAAUGUUCCUAUGGAAGUGGCUACAGAUGUGAUGAAACUCGCUUUGUUCGAUGUGAUUCUCUACGUGGAUGACAGUGGAUCUAUUGAGUUCGAAGAGAAGGGUCUUCGUAAGGACCAGCUGCGCCAGAUUCUUGGAAUCGUGGCAACUGCCGCCGCCACCUUCGAUCAGGAUGGUGUCUCUGUGCGAUUCAUGAACUCCCAAGAGAGGGGCGAUGGUAUUCGCAGUGUCGACGACGUCAACAGACUGGUCUCACAAGUUCGAUUCUCUGGGUUGACUCCCCUUGGUACCGGUUUGAGAAGCAAGGUCAUUGACCCCAUGAUCGUUGCACCUGCUCGGGCUGGCCGUCUCGACAAGCCUGUAUUGGUGAUCACCAUCACUGAUGGCCAGCCUGCCGGUGAGGCCCAUAGCAGCGUCCACGACGCCAUCUGCCAUGCUGUCGAGGAGACCUCGCGCACUCGCUACGGACGUGGUGCAGUCUCCUUCCAGUUCUCGCAGGUUGGUAAUGACCAGCGGGCGCGUGAGUUCCUGGGUGACUUGGAUGAGGACCCUCAGAUCGGUAACCUCAUUGAUUGCACAUCGAACUUUGAGGUGGAACAGGAUGAAAUGUCGCGUGCCAACCCUCCUGUCCACUUGACCCGUGAACUUUGGUGCGCCAAGCUGAUGCUCGGUGCGAUUGACUCUUCGUACGAUACCAAGGAUGAGAAGGCCUCUGGUCGUGCCCCUGGCGGUGGAGCCCCUCCCGCUCCUUUUGGCGGGUACAACCAACCGCCCCAAAGUGGACAACAAGGGUAUGGUGGUCCGCCACCUGGUUAUCAAUCCGGCCCUCCCCAGGGAUCUUACAACAGCCCUCAGCCUGGAUACCAACAGGGUCCUCCUCCUCCACAGCAGCAGCAGCAGCAGCAGCAGCAGCGUCCUCCUCAGCAACAGCAACAAGGCCAACAGCCUUACUCAGGCGCCCAGCGUGGAUCUCCCUAUGGACAACCCCAAGGGUAUUAUCCUCCUUCUAGCGGAGCAGGUUAUCCGCCACCACCACGCCGUUAUUAG